Molecule: messenger RNA, 1311 nt
Organism: Aspergillus glaucus CBS 516.65
Lineage: Eukaryota; Fungi; Ascomycota; Eurotiomycetes; Eurotiales; Aspergillaceae
Gene: nap1
Product: histone chaperone NAP1
Exons: 3
Coding region: 311-1177 (288 amino acids)
Biological process (GO): nucleosome assembly
Cellular component (GO): chromatin; nucleus
Molecular function (GO): chromatin binding; histone binding
Source: RefSeq, a predicted model, not a curated record
AAUAAAAUGUAAAAGAAAAAGAUUUACUGCAGGUAUGUGAUAAGUACUACUGUCUGUUUUAUCGGGAUGUGUAUGAGUGUAUUCUAUUUAUUAUUGUUGGGAGCGUGUUGCCGUCCAAAAAGGUUCUCAACAGCCAGCGCCCUCGUCCCGCCAAGCCCCUCGGCCCAAGGGCGCUAAAGGAUCCCACCAAGUAUUCCAGACCUCCAAAACUACUCAGGCGUAUCAAAUUCUUCUCAUCAUCUCCUUCUCCUCGCAACAGCCCCUCGACCCCAUCCUUUUCUGCUUCUUUUCUGUUGGUCCAUCCACCGCUAUGUCUGAACCCAUCAGAAACAAGAAGGCAGACUUUCCAGUCGCCCCUACGCCUCAAAACACACCUGCAAACAACGCCCCUAUCUCUUCUCAUGCCCAACAGCCUGGAGUCGCUAGCAUCAAAGAAGAAUCCCUUGACCAUGCUACGGCUGCUUCUCUCUUCGCAAGAAAUCCUGGACUCGUAUCCAUGAUCCAAGGAAAGCUUGGUUCUCUUGUUGGACGUUCAUCUGGCUAUAUCGAGUCGCUUCCUGUAUCUGUCCGUCGACGCGUGGCUGGCCUUAAGGGUGUCCAAAAAGAGCACGCGAAGCUGGAGGCUCAGUUCCAGGAGGAGGUCUUGGAACUUGAGAAGAAAUACUUCGCCAAAUUCACUCCUCUUUAUCAGAGACGUGCCACAAUAGUCAACGGCGCUGUGGAACCGACUGACGAUGAGGUUGAUGCAGGAAAAAAGGAAGAAGAGGAAGAUGUAGGUGCGAAGGAAGGCGAAGAAGAGCCCAAGAAAGAAGAGGAGAAGGAGCCCGCAAUGUCCGGCAUUCCCGAAUUUUGGCUAUCUGCCAUGAAGAAUCAGAUUUCACUCGCCGAGAUGAUUACCGAGCGGGAUGAGGAAGCCUUGAAACAUCUCGUUGACGUCCGCAUGGAGUACCUCGACCGCCCAGGGUUCCGUCUUAUCUUUGAAUUCUCAGAAAACGAAUUUUUCACGAACAAAACAAUUUCGAAGACCUAUUAUUACAAAGAGGAGAGUGGUUACGGUGGUGAUUUUAUCUAUGAUCAUGCUGAGGGAUCCAGGAUCGACUGGAAAUCCGACAAAGAUCUUACAGUUCGUGUGGAGAGCAAAAAACAGAGGAACAAAAGUAAGUUAAGGAGAAUUUAGGGAAUAAGAGGGUCUAGGCUAAUUGCUUUCUUUACCUCAAGAUACGAAGCAAACCCGUGUGGUCAAGGUUACGGUGCCCACAGAGUCGUUCUUCAAUUUCUUCUCCCCCCCGCAGCCGCCAACGGAUGACGAUG